Fibroporia radiculosa is the source of this 1269-nucleotide messenger RNA. RefSeq lists its product as uncharacterized. Gene Ontology annotation, molecular function: cyclin-dependent protein serine/threonine kinase activator activity. The record is from RefSeq and is a predicted model, not a curated record. NCBI's taxonomy places the organism in Eukaryota, Fungi, Basidiomycota, Agaricomycetes, Polyporales, Fibroporiaceae. Bases 1 to 1269 code for a protein of 422 amino acids. Gene Ontology annotation, biological process: positive regulation of DNA-templated transcription, elongation; regulation of transcription by RNA polymerase II. Gene Ontology annotation, cellular component: cyclin/CDK positive transcription elongation factor complex; nucleus. The transcript has 7 exons.
AUGCCCGAAUGUAAAGGAUACAUCGUGGGUGCCACUACUACUGCGCCCAGCCUCUCCCAGUGGAUUUUCCCCGUUUCGGCUCUCCAAAAUACUCCCAGCCGCACUACUUCUUCGAUUAGCCAGGACACAGAGCUAUAUGACAGGGCAAGAGGGAUCGAAUUCCUGUUCCGUCUCGGCGUUUCUCUACAAUUGCCUAUCUCUGCCAUGUACACUGCUGCUACGUGGUUCCACAGAUUCUAUAUGCGGUUCUCCAUGGAAGACUACCAUCGACAAGGGAGUGGGAGAAUAUUAUCUUCCGACCAGUAUUAUAACAUACUCGUUAUCAGGAUGUCGCCGCAUCAUGUUGCGAGAAUUGACAUUGCUGACAUUGCUGACGAUAGCAAAGAGCUGGAAGCCUACCAAACAGCGAUAUUACUAACCGAGGAGGCAUUACUGGAGGCUCUCUGCUUUGAUUUUGUUGUAGACAGCCCACACGCCGAGCUGGUUGACCUGUUCACGACGAGACGGGAAAGCAAUCAAUUUGAAGAAUGUGCUUGGUCUAUGGCAAACGACACAGCUCGGACACCCCUGUGCAUAUUGUACCCUCCGCGAAUCAUAGCUGCUGCGUGUUACAUACUUGCGCAAUAUGUUAUUGAAGGUCCCCAGUCGCCCUCGCUUGAUAUCCGGAUAGCUUCUCCCGCCCCAUCUACAUCCCUGCCCACGCCACCCUCCCAUAAGUUUGUGUCGCCAGACGCCUCUCGGUUUGCCGUAGAGUUCUUCGCGUUUAACGAAGUAGACUUAGUCAAUGUUGCUGGUUCGUGUUUAUCCUCUUCUAUUGAGGUAGCAUAUUCGAUUUCGCCUGCAGACGCUUUGACAAUCAUGCUCGAAUUUUACGCCGCUCAGGACUUGCAGAACAUUGCAGCCCACCUGUCUUCUGUGGCAUCGAUCCCUCCGCCGGGUAAUGCAUCCAGUCGACAGAAGCUAUAUAGCCCAUCAUCUGGACUCGCAAGUGCACAUCCUCAUCAAGCGCCGGUGUCGCGCGCUGAUUCCAAUCAAACACCGACGUCCCCUCCUGACGGGAAUACGCCGAAUAAUCUGCCGUCUGGAAGUUGGAAACCACUGCUCGGUGAUUUGAACGUAUCUGGUACAUAUAUGGUAGACACCCACGUCAUCUGUUCAUACUUGUGGGACAUCCUCAAUCAAGAGAAAGAGAUCUUCACACCUCCAAACCAUCACGGCAUCCAGGAGGCUGUCCUAGGCGCGAACCGGACGAAGAUCUACCAUAUAUAG